Thrips palmi is the source of this 4617-nucleotide messenger RNA. RefSeq names its product solute carrier organic anion transporter family member 5A1 (gene Oatp30B). NCBI's taxonomy places the organism in Eukaryota, Metazoa, Arthropoda, Insecta, Thysanoptera, Thripidae. The annotation marks the transcript as partial. The record is from RefSeq and is a predicted model, not a curated record. The transcript is spliced from 15 exons. Gene Ontology annotation, cellular component: membrane. Gene Ontology annotation, molecular function: protein binding. Gene Ontology annotation, biological process: transmembrane transport; sodium-independent organic anion transport.
CCCGUGGGCGGCGGCGGCUCUGGAGGCGGCCCUGGGGGCGGCCCUGGAGGCGGGCACCGCCGGCAGGAGUCCAUGUACGCCCUGACCGGGCUGUACGCCGACGCGUCCAACAGCAGUGGCAGCGACGGCGAGCGCGAGGCGACGAGUCGCAGCGACGCCCUGGGCAACAAGGUCCUGGCCAGCAAGACCCUCAGCCACGACAACACCCACGCCCCCUUCCACAAGGGCCACGCACGGAACUCCUCGCUGGGCCUCGCGGAGAGGAAGGAGAAAUGCCACCGGCGGACAGCGUCUCUGGGUGUCGUCCCGGAGAAGUCCCACCACCACAGCAACACCCACCACCACCACAUUAGGAACUCCUCGCUGGGCCGCUUCGAGCACAACACCGUCAAGUGCCACAUCCGCAAUUUGUCGGGCGGGUUUGUGCCCCCGACGUUUGUGCCCUCAACCUUAGUGGAGAGAAGUGAGAAAAGUCACCCAUCCUAUCCAGAGAUCCCCACAAUUCUUUUACCAGAAACACAGGACUGUGGGAUUCUUUCAUGUAGGCCUCAAAUCUUACAGCAGUUUGCCACCAUCAAGGUGUUUGUGUUUCUUCUUUCGUUUUUAGUUACUUUGCAGCAAGCAUUAUCGUCAGGGUAUAUAAACUCUGUUAUUACAACGAUAGAAAAGAGGUUUGAAAUUCCAUCCAGUUUAUCAGGACUCAUAGCCUCUUCUUAUGAAAUAGGAAAUGUUAUCACUGUGAUUUUUGUGAGCUAUCUCGGUAGCCGAAGGCACAUUCCUGUAUGGAUUGCCAUAGGUGCUGUUAUAAUGGGAAUCGGAUCCCUUAUCUUUAUGGUUCCCCAUUUUGUCGCUGAAUCUCAUGCCAGCUCUGCAAUGAGCAAUUCGUCCAACGAUAAUAUUUGUAGAGCUGUGCCAAUCAGAGACCAGGAUAUGGGACUGGGUCGUUUGUCGCCUCACAAUAAUCUGCGUGGGGACAAUUGUAUAAAGGGCACUCCAUCGACAGCUGGACCAGUGUUGCUGUUUGUGGUGGCCCAGUUGCUACUUGGCUGUGGUGGAUCUCCACUUUUCACUCUAGGAACGACAUAUAUUGAUGACCAUGUCAGACCAGAGAGUGCUUCCCUAUACAUUGGGUGUAUGUACAGUAUGGCAGCAUUUGGACCUGUGCUUGGUUUCCUACUAGGAGCCUACCUCCUCAGUUUCCACAUGGAUUCAUUUUCAAGUCUACCAGUUACAAUUGACCCGGGUGAUCAUAGAUGGGUUGGCAUGUGGUGGGGUGGAUUUUUGCUUUGUGGAUUGUUACUCAUUUUAGUAGCAAUACCAUUUUUUUCAUUCCCUAAAACACUAACGAGAGAGAAAGAGAAGAUAAGACUUGUUGAAAAGUCCCUACCUCACACUGAAACAAAGCCCAAACCCCAAAAGUCUUUAGCGGAUGGUGCUGCAAAUGGUUGUCCUGAAAAUGGAGAUUCAGGAUAUGGCAAGGACAUUAAAGAUAUACCAAGGAGCAUGUGGCGUUUGGUGACCAACCCUGUGUAUGUGGUGACAUGUCUCGGUGCCUGCAUGGAACUUGUCAUUGUCUCUGGCUUUGUUGUUUUCCUGCCCAAGUACCUUGAAACUCAGUUCAGUUUGGGCAAAAGUCAAGCCAGUAUCUUCACAGGGUCCAUUGCUAUACCAGGUGCAUGUAUUGGUAUCUUUUUUGGUGGCUGUUUACUGAAAAGACUUGAACUGCGGCCCAAAGGAGCAGUUCAGUUUGUCCUCAUCUCCAACACUGUAUGCCUCGCAUGUUAUGGUCUACUCUUCUUCCUUGGUUGUGAUAAUGUGAAAAUGGCCGGAACGACCAUACCGUACUUCAACAGUAGUUCACAUGAAGCUCCCUUCACCGUAAAUCUCACAGCCGCCUGUAAUUUUGGUUGUGAAUGCGGUGUAAAUGAUGUAGAGCCCGUAUGUGGAAUCAAUGGUUUGACUUACUUCAGUCCCUGCCAUGCGGGAUGUAGAGAGCUUUCAUCUCGAACCAACUAUACAAGCUGUGCUUGCAUUGAUGGUAAUAUACCCUCUGCUGCGGGAACAGGAAACCGCUUUGCUGAAGUUACUGUAGUUCCUGUGGCUACAGCUGGGCCUUGCAGUUCACCAUGCAAAACCAUAUUUCCAUUCCUUAUUCUGCUGUUUUUCAUGACUUUUGUUGUUGCUGUUACUCAAAUGCCCCUGUUAAUGAUUGUGCUGAGGUCUGUCAAUGAGGAAGAGCGUUCGUUUGCGUUGGGCAUGCAGUUUGUUAUUUUCCGUCUCUUUGGAUACAUUCCUGCUCCAAUCCUCUUUGGAAACUUGAUUGAUUCUACUUGCAUUCUGUGGAAACAAACAUGUGGAGAGAAAGGAGGAAGAUGCCUCUUAUAUGACAUUGAGCAGUUUAGAUACAAGUAUGUUGGCCUGUGUGCUGGCAUUAAGAUUCUGGCAUUGAUCCUUUUCUCUUUGGAUUGGUGGCUUGUCAGACGACGUAAGCGGCUUGAAGAACAUCAGGAUCUUUCUGUUCAUGAUAUUGUUGGAUCAAUUAUUAGCUUGGAUAAAUUAUUUGAAGAGAAGUCUGGUACUCUACCUCAAGAUUCACAGUUAUCGCCCUUACCAUCGAACCACUCUGAGCAGCCCAGUGUCUCUUUAACUGCAUCUCCUGCCAGUACAACCUACAGCACUGUUGUGUCUCAGGCACUAGAGAGGCGACUGUCUGGAGAGACGCCUCUCACUACUCCUCGCCUGAGUCAAGAAAUGGAGAUUCACAGGAGGCAACGGGCAAGGAGAGAUCACGUAGAUCGGAGGCCAUCUAAUACAUCCUCCACAUCUACAGCAUCACCGCUUCCCCAUUUAGGUGGAAACAUCAACCGUGCCCUUGUUUUGGGCGAAGGGCCAGAUGUAGAUAAUAGUUUAAGUACUGAAGUUUCAGCACUAUGAUGAACGAAUUCACAAUAAGAGGAGUUUAUAUUUUUGUUGGAGAUUCAGGAUGAUGAAAUUUGUGAUGUUUUGUUGAAUUAUAUAAUGUUUAUUACAGUGUCCCAUGCAAAGUUUUGAUGAGUCUGUUUAGUGCUCAGUGCAAAAAAGCACUUCAAGAUGCUUUUUUGGUGUCUACAAGAGAGCAUGUGUGAUCUAGAUGUUUAUAUUUUACAAGUGAUUUCUUUCCAUUACACUCAAUCAUAAAUGUAUAUUAUAAUUUUUUAAAGUCAUUAAUGAACUGAGUAUGUACGAGUAGAUGAAUAAAAAUGUUUAACUUUAGUAAUCCUAUUUGUGUAUGUGAGAAUGAAUGAUUGAUUACUUUUGUUUAUCAUCAAAUAAUUAAGGUGCUUUUUUUGUUAGCACAAAACAUGUAAAAUUACUAUUUGUCAAUAUAAAUUUUUACUUUGUGGAUUCCCUACUUGGGAAAGUGUAAGGGUGAUAAGGAGUGCAGCUGCACUUUAACAGAAAUACGUAUGUCAAUUAUUACUAUGAAACAAAACUCAUUCAUUUUAAUUUUUGAUGUGCACAACAGCCUAUACAAUUUAUUCCCAAUGCUUUUGGUCUCUAUCUAAACUUGGGUUGUAGCACAUCCUUACACUUAAUUUUCGAUGUUAACCUACAUUAAACCCAAUUUUAAACAAAUAUUUGACAAAGUUCAAGUGCAUGUGAUAUUCUUGUCUUUACUUUUUGACUAAAAUCCUUCUGCAGUUCUCAGUAUGUUGUUGCCAUACUUAUGAUCACCUCUCUUACCUAUUUUUUCCUUCUUUGCUUCAUUUUGGUUUCUAAUAGUGAGUCUUUGUGGCAUGUGUUGUACUUAAACGCUUAACAUAUUUGUGCUACAAAAUAGCGAGUGUUUUGAUUAAAGAUACGUGCAUCACUUAGGAAUCACAUGUUUUCUUCUCAACAAUACUUCUACAUUUGUAGUUAGCUCCCCCUCACAAUAAAGUUAGAGAAUUAUGUUAUUUAAACAAUUUUAUUUAUUUUGGCUCUUGUACAAUUGCGGUGGAUUCAACCAGUCACUAGAAGAAGCAAGAUGUAGUCAAAUUAAUUAUGUUUUGACACUGAAUUCAUGAAUUGAUUUUUGGCUGCUUUCCUUGUAAGACAAGUAUAACUCAAAUUAAUGAAAGUAAUAAUGCACAGUAAUUAGUCUGUGGUAGAUUAUGUUGGUUAGCAAAUUUUUUUAAGUGCUUGACUUUGUAUUAAUUUUUCCCACCAAUCGAGGUAUAGAGAACUCAAGCAACUUCAAAACGUUGUUUAAAAAAAUUCAGGAAUGCAGGUGUGUAAAGUGCUGAUUCAUUCCUUAUGUUUGUAAUAGUAAUGUGUUACAAACCAAUGUGUAUUAUUAUUAUUAUUGUAUGUUUUGCCAUGCUGUAAAUUUCUUUAGAGUUUGCCCCUAAUUGUCCAUGUCUAUCUGGUUUGAAACAAAAAAUUGUUUCCGCUUGAGUUGUUGAAAUGACCUUAAUUAAAUUGAAAUUUGAAAGGGUUAUCAUAUCUAUGUUGUGAUAGACUGUCCAUAAACACAUGUGAAACCUCAAGGAGUACUCGUGAAGUCCUCUCACCAUUGUGAUUCAUAGUAAAAUGCUGAAUGAUGUAAGACUGCACCUAUGAAUGUUUGAAGCAGAAAUAAAUUUCUGGUAAAAACAU